AUGACUACCCCUAUAGAUAUGAACACAGCCUCUGUUGAAGAUCUUGUGAGGAUAAACAAUAUAGGUAAAGUAAGAGCACGGGCAAUUGUAGAUGCACGAUUAAAUAAGGGAACCCUUACAUUAGAAGAUCUUAAGAUCACUGGACAAGUAGGAAAAUCACAAGACAGAUCACAAAUUCAAACAGAAUCAAUAGAGCAUGUACAGACAAUGCAAUCACAAGAAAACUUAUACCAACAAAUAGAACAUUUACAAAGAGAGUUAAGAGAGAGAGAACAUCAGAUCAGAACGAGAGAACAUCAGAUCAGAGAGAGAGAAAAUGUGAUCAUGGAGAGAGAGAAGGAAAUAGGAGAAAAAGAUCAAUUGUUACAAGAGAAAACUGUCCGUCUUGAGAAUAGUGAAGAGGAAGUUUCAAUGUUACAGAGAAGUUUGGUCGUUAAUAGAGAGAAGUACGAUGGCAUGUUUGAAGAUUUACAAAAGAAAGUUAAUUUAAGAGAACAAGAACUAAAUGAUCAGUAUGAGAGAUUUGAUGAACAAAAACAAAAAAUAAGAGCAUUAGAAGAGCAAGAGCGUGCUGAAAGAGAAGAACAUUUAAGAUCAAGAAUGAGAGAGAUGGAUGAAAGAGAAAGGGAGAUUAACGAAUCUAGUGUUGAAAAACCAAAAGACAAGAAAAACACAGUUUCCAGUCCAGCACCCCCAAAACUUGCUACGUAUGAUGGUAAAUCAGAAUGGAGACCAUAUUUCACUCAAUUCAAUCACAUCGCUAAAAAGUACAAAUGGAAUGACUCAGACAAAUUAGAUAAGCUGAUUGAAUGUUUGAGAGACAAAGCAUUAAAGUUUUAUAGUUCAAGACCUGAAAACGUACAACAAGAUUACAAAUUGCUCUGUCAGAAAUUGAAAGAACGAUUUGAUAAGAAGGACCAGCCACACAUUAUUCGAAGACAGCUACAAGAGAUUAAACAAAAUCCAGAAGAAACGAUUGAAGAAUUUACGGAGCGCAUUGAAGAACUUGCUGCUGAAGGAUAUCCAGAGACCCCUGAAUUCUUCAAAAACACCAUCACCGUCGAUGCUUUUCUUCGAGGCUGUACAGAGAAACGGGCUGCAUUGGUCACUCUUGAUAAAGGUCCACAAACUCUGAACCAGGCAAUUAACUACAUGAAAAGUUCCAUCACCAAUCAAAAAUUAAUAAUGGGCCCAAAGAAAGACAUCAAAAGCGUUACAUUUGAGAACAUGAAAUCUGACGAUAGUCCAUCCAAAGACAUCAGUAUUCGAAUGGCAAGGAGUCCAUCACCACCAAAGCCUUCAUUAGAAUCAAGAAUUUCAGCUUUAGAAAAAGAGAGCAGGGAAACAACUAGACUGCUAAAGGAAAUUUUGAGAGUAUUGCCAGUGCCCGAUGAAGAAAGACAACCCAGACCAAGAUUUCAGUCACCAAAAAGGACAUAUACAUCAACAUCAAGGUCAACGUCAAGGUAUACAUCACCACAAAGAUCGUUGAAUGCAUCAGGACCAAGAUAUGCAUCACCAAAAAGAUUUCCAUCAAAUAGUCCUGUAAGGUCAGAGAGUGAGAGCGAGUGCUAUGUGUGUGGUAAAAUGGGACAUUUUGCUAGAAAUUGUUAG
Messenger RNA from Saccostrea echinata, 1614 nucleotides. RefSeq names its product trichohyalin-like. Lineage: Eukaryota; Metazoa; Mollusca; Bivalvia; Ostreida; Ostreidae. Bases 1 to 1614 code for a protein of 537 amino acids. Gene Ontology annotation, molecular function: nucleic acid binding; zinc ion binding. The record is from RefSeq and is a predicted model, not a curated record. The transcript is spliced from 3 exons.